CCCGCCGACCCCUCCCGCCUCCACCGGGCUCUGGAGCUGGCCCCCAGCCGCAGCAUCAACUGCUCGGGGGUCGUCCGCGGGGACCAGAAAGCCAUCCGGGAGGCGCAGCUCAGCAACCUCGAAGUGGCGAACAGAAAGGCUUCACCGACGCCGGGCGAAUACCUGAACAUUACGAGGGACUGCAGAGCCUUCAAGGAGACCCGGCGCUACAUCGAGUUUCCCCUCAGCCAGGAGGAGAAGGAGUUCCCCAUCGCCUACUCCAUGGUCAUCCACAACAAAAUCGACAUGUUUGAGCGGCUCCUGCGGUCCGUCUACUCCCCCCAGAACGUCUACUGUGUCCAUGUGGACAGCAAAUCCCCGGCCGCCUUCCAGGAGGCCGUGCGGGCCAUUGCUGCCUGCUUCCCCAACGUCUUCGUGGCCAGCCGCCUGGAGAGCGUGGUCUAUGCCGCCUGGUCCCGGCUGCAGGCCGACCUCAACUGCAUGCAGGACCUGCUGCAGAGCCCCGUGCCGUGGCGAUACCUCAUCAACACUUGCGGCACCGACUUCCCCAUCAAGACCAAUGGCGAGAUAGUCCGGGCGCUGCAGCUGCUGCAGGGCCAUAACAACGUGGAGUCGGAGAAGCCGUCAGCCGCCAAGCAGCAGCGCUGGCAGUACCACCACGAGGUGGGGGAGACCAUCUCUCGCACUGCCCAGAAGAAACUGCCGCCGCCCCACAGCUACCCCAUGUUCACGGGCAGCGCGUACAACGCGGUCACACGGGACUUUGUGCGGUACGUCUUCGAGAACCCCACGGCACAAAUGUUCCUCGAGUGGUCCAAGGACAGCUACAGCCCUGACGAGCACGUCUGGGCCACCCUGAACCGCAUGCCGGGCGUGCCGGGGGGCACUCCCCCCAGCGACAAGUUCCAGCUCUCGGACAUGAACGCCCUUCCCCGCCUGGUCAAGUGGGAGUACCUGGAGGGGGACAUCAGCAAGGGCGCGGCCUACCCGCCCUGCACCGGCCGCCACCAGCGCGCCAUCUGCAUCUACGGGGUGGGCGACGUGCCCUGGAUGCUGCAGCAGCACCAUCUCUUGGCCAACAAGUUCGACCCCGAGGUGGACGAUGCGGCCCUCCAGUGUCUCGAGGAGCACCUGCGCCACAAGGCCCUGUACGGCCGGGGGCUCUGAGGGGGAGCCGCGGAGACUCUGGCCAGCACCUGUUGCCUUC
Cyanistes caeruleus (blue tit) is the source of this 1207-nucleotide messenger RNA. It is a transcript of the gene GCNT3, whose product is annotated as glucosaminyl (N-acetyl) transferase 3, mucin type. Gene Ontology annotation, molecular function: acetylglucosaminyltransferase activity. Gene Ontology annotation, cellular component: membrane. The record is from RefSeq and is a predicted model, not a curated record. NCBI's taxonomy places the organism in Eukaryota, Metazoa, Chordata, Aves, Passeriformes, Paridae.